AUGCUUUCGGUAUUGCGUAAUGCGAAACUUUUUUUAACGCCAGUACGAUGUAUUAUAUCGAUGAGCGAUACGGAAAAAUUAGCCGAUCAACAUUUACCAAUGGAUGAACAAGUUAAUCCAUCUUUCUUCAAGGUUAGCUAUCGAACACAAAAUGCUUAUUUUUUGCAGAUGGUUGAUUAUUAUUUUGAUAAAGGUUCAUCAGUCCUUGCUCCAAGAUUGAUCGACGAAAUUAAAUCACCAAACAUGAACCAAAAUGACAAGAAAAACCUUGUCCGUGGUAUUUUGUCGGCAAUGAAGCCAGUCAACAAGAUACUUUAUAUAACGUUUCCUAUUCGACGUGAUAAUGGCGAAUACGAAAUUAUCGAAGCAUGGAGGUCACAGCAUAGUGAACAUCGUACUCCAACAAAAGGCGGUAUUCGUUAUUCGAUGGAUGUUUGUGAGGAUGAAGUUAAAGCCUUAUCGGCUCUAAUGACCUAUAAAUGUUCUGUUGUUGAUGUACCUUUUGGUGGAGCUAAAGGAGGGGUAAAAAUCGAUCCCCGUAAAUACACUGAUUAUGAAAUCGAGAAAAUUACCCGUCGCAUAGCUAUUGAAUUCGGCAAAAAAGGUUUCCUAGGUCCAGGAGUUGAUGUUCCAGCACCUGAUAUGGGUACAGGCGAGCGUGAAAUGGCUUGGAUCGCCGAUACUUAUGCACAAACUGUGGGACAUUUACAAAAUGAUGCUUCUGCUUGCAUUACUGGAAAGCCAAUUGUUGCUGGAGGUAUUCAUGGACGUACAUCUGCAACUGGACGUGGUGUAUGGAAGGGACUUGAGGUCUUCAUUGACAAUGAAGAAUAUAUGUCAAAAGUCGGACUUACAACUGGUUUCAAAGGCAAAAGUUUCAUAAUUCAGGGUUUUGGUAAUGUAGGAUUGCAUACAAUGCGAUACUUUCAUCGAGCUGGGGCGAAAUGUAUUGGUGUACAAGAAUGGGAUUGUGCAAUCAUAAAUCCAGAUGGUAUCCAUCCGAAAGAACUUGAAGAUUGGACUAUCAGAAAUGGAAGUAUUCGAAAUUUUCCGAAAGCGAAAAUAUUUGAGCCAUUCACAGAUUUAAUUUUUGAAAAAUGUGAUAUUCUUGUACCAGCUGCUUGUGAAAAGGCCAUUCAUAAAAAUAAUGCUGCUCGGAUCAAGGCCAAAAUCGUAGCUGAAGCAGCAAAUGGACCGACAACGCCUGCAGCUGAUAAAAUUUUACUAGAACGUGGCGAUUGCUUGAUUAUCCCGGAUUUAUUCAUCAAUAGUGGUGGUGUAACUGUCUCUUAUUUCGAAUGGUUAAAAAAUUUGAAUCAUGUCAGCUAUGGUCGUCUUACGUUUAAAUAUGAAAAAGAUUCCAACUACCACCUUCUUGAUAGUGUUCAGGAAUCUUUGAAAAAAUCGUUAAACCAGACUGUUAAGAUUGAGCCAACGGCUGCAUUUAAAGACCGUAUCGCUGGUGCAUCUGAAAAGGAUAUUGUCCAUUCCGGAUUAGAAUAUACAAUGCAAAGAUCCGGCAAUUAUAUAAUUGCUAAUGCGAAGAAAUAUAAUCUUGGACAUGAUUUUCGUACAGCUGCUUAUGCCCUUGCCAUUGAAAAAGUUUAUAGGACUUAUAGAACUCUCGGAUUUACAUUCACUUGA
Dracunculus medinensis (Guinea worm) is the source of this 1644-nucleotide messenger RNA. Lineage: Eukaryota; Metazoa; Nematoda; Chromadorea; Rhabditida; Dracunculidae. The record is from the annotation of a GenBank genome assembly.